Phyllotreta striolata is the source of this 1913-nucleotide messenger RNA. The record is from the annotation of a GenBank genome assembly. Lineage: Eukaryota; Metazoa; Arthropoda; Insecta; Coleoptera; Chrysomelidae.
GAAAGCCAAAGUUAUUUGAUAAACAAUUAAAUAAAGCAGCAAAGGAGUUUAAAGUUGAAACGAAACUCAGUUAUAUACUAAAAUAGGUUAUUGAUGCGUCAAUUUGAACCCAUGCCCACGCCAUCGGAGAGCAAACGCGAACCCACGAUCUAAAUUAGUAUGGCAGAGGGUCAGAGCAGUGACGAUUCUGAUGUUGAAAAUCUAAAUGAAUUUUCAGGUGUACUGAGUAAAUGGACGAAUUACAUUCACGGAUGGCAAGACAGAUACAUUGUUUUGAAAAACGGCACGUUGUCAUACUAUAAAAGUGAACAAGAAAGUGGUUUCGGUUGUAGAGGAGCCUUAUCCAUUGCUAAAGCUGUUAUUAAACCGCACGAGUUUGACGAAUGCAGAUUCGAUAUUUCAGUGAACGAUUGUGUGUGGUACAUCCGAGCGAAUUCCGUGGAAAGUAAGCAAAGUUGGGUGGAAGCUUUAGAAUCGUUUAAGGUCGAGUCGGGCUAUGGCACCGGUUCGGAGAACAGCCUAAAACGUCAUGGUUCUACAGUCAGCUUGCAAUCGAACACUUAUAGCACAGCUUCUGGUAGUAGCUUCAAGAAAUCAUCGAGGAACAUUAAGGAGAAACUAGCUGAGAUCGGCACCUUCAAGGACAUAUUAGUUAGACAGAUAGAUACUCUACAAGGCUACUUCGAUUAUUGCGUGAAGAAUGACCUGAAGACAGCCACCAAGGCACCAGAUAAAGAUAAAUUUCCAGUGGUCGAUUUCAAAGGCGAGGCGCUGACGUUCAAAUCGACCACGACGGCUGUGAUAGAAACGCUGGAGCAUUGCGCCGAGUUGAUGACACAGCGGGAAGAGUCUUGGAGGAAGCGGCUGGAAAGGGAGACCGAGAAGCGGAAGCGGGCCGAGGCCUUGUCGCAUUCGUACUUCGUGCAGAUCCAGAAGAUAAGGAAUGUUCAUCCGGGACCGGAUUUGGAGGAAGGACCUCACAGCGUGCUCGCCGACGACGAGUUCUACGAUGCAUUAGAAUCCGGCCUGGAUAAAAUGGAGGAAGAGCAGGAGUUGAGAGAUCGGUUGAAAACCGGUAGCGUUAUACCGGUUACGCCGCCGCCGACUUCUCCUGCUACAAACCACCGACUGUGGCCGGAGAUCGAAAGAAUGGUGGAGGCGCAAGUGAUGAUGGCGAAAAUGGGCAUUGGAGAAUGCGGCUCGGGCUGGCAACUGUUCGCCGAAGACGGCGAAAUGAAGAUGUACCGGCGAGAAGAAGAAGUGGACGGCAUGGUGGUGGAUCCCCUCAAAGCCGUGCACGUGGUCAAAGGGAUAACGGGCCACGAGGUGUGCCAUCACUUCUUCAGUCCGCAGUACAGAUACGAUUGGGAGACCACCUUGGAGCACAUGACAGUAUUGGAGACCAUAUCGGACGAUACGUUGGUAUUCCUGCAAACACACAAGAGAAUAUGGCCGGCCAGCCAAAGGGACGGUUUGUUUUGGUCGCACAUAAGGAAAUUGCCGAACGAAAAAGACAGGGACGGACCGGACAUUUGGACGGUGGUCAAUAAUUCGACCGAUCAUCCGGAUUAUCCGCCGAAUAAUGGAAAAUGCGUUAGGGUGUUUUUGACGGUGUGCUUGCUUUGCCAGACCACAGUGGAUCCGCCGAAAGAGGGAAUGCCCUUAACCAGAGACAAUUUGUCGUGCAAGAUAACUUAUUGUUCCGUCGUAAAUCCCGGAGGAUGGGCACCGGCUUCAGUGCUGCGGGCGGUGUACAAGCGAGAAUAUCCAAAGUUUUUGAAACGUUUUACGGCUUACGUUAAAAAUCAAACGCAAAGCAAACCAAUUAUGUUUUAAUUUAACUCAGGGUCUAUUUUAUUACUCCUUUUUUGUCCAUUGUCUAUUGUAUAAUUAUUACUUAUUAAAAUAUUUAA